This is a messenger RNA of Drosophila bipectinata, 384 nucleotides long. RefSeq names its product cuticle protein 16.5. The record is from RefSeq and is a predicted model, not a curated record. Lineage: Eukaryota; Metazoa; Arthropoda; Insecta; Diptera; Drosophilidae.
AAACUGGAGGUCUGGGCGGAGAACAGCAUCAGUCAACGCACUACCAGUCUCUGAGAACACUCGUCUCUUACCAAAAAAACCAAAAUCAAAAUGAAAUUCCUCGUCUGCUUGGCCCUCUUCAUCGCCGCCGCCCAGGCUCAUGUUGUGGCUCCCGUCACCACCUAUGCCGCUGCUCCAGCCCUGACCUACGCCGCCGCCGCUCCCGUGACCACCUACGCCGCGGCUGUGCCCCGCGCCUACUCCGCCUACGCCGCCCCCUCGGUCUACUCCGCUCCCUCCGUCUACUCCGCCUCCUAUGUGGCGCCUUCUGUCUAUUCCGCCUACUCCGCCCCGGUCACCACCUACGCUGCCGCCCCUCUCGUCUCCACCCUGCUGAAGAAGUAG